AUGCUUCUCCCGUCUUUAAUAGCUCCCGAGACUACAACAACGACACGGUCCCUCGCAAGCAAGCACCCUCACUACGUCGGCAUUCCACUUGUAGACCUACCACUGCCCUCUACCUCCCACACAAAAAACCUAAGUCCACAUUCAGGUAAUUCUCGACUUCGUUGCUCAUUGCUUGAACUGGCCAUUAACAUUGUCAGCUCAUAUUGA
Necator americanus (New World hookworm) is the source of this 207-nucleotide messenger RNA. RefSeq lists its product as uncharacterized. NCBI's taxonomy places the organism in Eukaryota, Metazoa, Nematoda, Chromadorea, Rhabditida, Ancylostomatidae. The record is from RefSeq and is a predicted model, not a curated record. The transcript is spliced from 2 exons. Bases 1 to 207 code for a protein of 68 amino acids.